AUGGCACGAAGACACCAGCCAAAUGCAAAGUCCUUCACAAAGACGCUAUGUGGCAUCAGGAAACUGAAGGAGGGGGUUGUACCAACAGUUUUUACAUGGUUCCCGAUCAAGCCUGGCAGGCGGAAGAUUGUUAGAACAGCAAGUCAUGUUGCCACUGCCACAGGUGGAGAGGAUGCACUGGGUGAAGAAUCAGAUGAGUCAAGUCACUCAGUGGGACAAGACCCCCAAGAGGACAUUGCCUGCACAUCAAGCGAAGUAGAGACAAGCUUGCCAUACGCAGAUCAUGACUAUACUCAGCGGCCCCUGUCCUUGGAGGAGCAGCUUCAAGAGGCCUGCAAGACCAUCGCUCGCCAGGAAGAAGAAAUAUCGACACUUCGUAGCAACCAGUUCCUCCUCAAACGCUUUCAGUGUGAUGACAAACAAAUCCAGUUCUACACAGGAUUCAGAGACUAUAGUACACUCAAAGCUGUGUUUACAGCUUUACAACCUACAGCUGAGCACAUGGUGAGAUGGAGUCAAGCACAGAAGGUAAAGCAAGCCGGUGAGCACAUUAGACAGGGAUUUAAUGUGCAAAGCCUAGCUUUAAUUGACCAAUUUUUUCUUUAUCUUUCCCGUGUGAGACUGGGCUGUCUACAGCAGGACCUCGCUAAUCGCUUUAACGUAUCACAAUCAACCGUCAGCAGAAUAUGUAUCACCUGGACAAACUUCCUCUACUUCAUGUUGGGAUCGCUCCUUAUUUGGCCUUCAAGAGAGUCUGUAAAUGAUCUUAUGCCUCAAUGCUUCAAAAGUACAUUCCCAAAGAGUUAUUUUAGAUUGCACAGAGAUACAUGUACAAAAACCAACCUCAAAAGUACUGAAUUCAGAAAUGUACUCCCAUUAUAAAGGAACUACAACCUUAAAGUCCCUAAUUGGUAUAAGUCCAUCAGGUUUAAUUACAUUUGUUAGUGACCUAUAUACAGGAUCGAUAUCAGAUAAGGAAAUUACCAGGAAGUCAGGCAUUCUCUCUUUCCUUGAGGAAGGGGAUCAGGUGAU
Messenger RNA from Osmerus eperlanus (European smelt), 1032 nucleotides. RefSeq lists its product as uncharacterized. Bases 1 to 882 code for a protein of 293 amino acids. NCBI's taxonomy places the organism in Eukaryota, Metazoa, Chordata, Actinopteri, Osmeriformes, Osmeridae. The record is from RefSeq and is a predicted model, not a curated record. The transcript is spliced from 5 exons.